Messenger RNA from Capsicum annuum, 687 nucleotides. RefSeq lists its product as uncharacterized. NCBI's taxonomy places the organism in Eukaryota, Viridiplantae, Streptophyta, Magnoliopsida, Solanales, Solanaceae. Bases 1 to 687 code for a protein of 228 amino acids. The record is from RefSeq and is a predicted model, not a curated record. The transcript is spliced from 3 exons.
AUGGACUUUGUUAUCAAGAAGGGAAAGGUUAGGCAGGGUGGGAAGGGUCGACCUAAAGUUAGGUGGGGCAGUCUGACUCUGGUUUGUGCUUUAGAGAUAAAGGCUAAUUUAGAGCGGAAGAAGGGGUGGGAGCACAGAGGGAAUGAAAAUAGUAUGUGGGAUAGGGUUGCUGGUUACAUCAGAGAGUCUGCUAAGGAGGUGUUGGAGCUGUAUAGAGAAAGGAAGAGGGAUCUUCACAUGGUUUUUAUUAACUUGGAAAAGGCUUAUGACAAGGUCCAUAGGGAGGUUCUUUGGAGAUGCUUGGAGGCAAGAGGUGUCCCAGUAGCAUACAUCAGAGUGAUUAAGGAUAUGUAUGAGGGGGCAAAGACUCAGAAUAUACAAGGCGAGGUGCCUUGGUGUAUACUUUUUGCGAAUGAUAUAGUGUUUAUUGAUGAGUCGCAACAGGGGGUUAAUGAUAAACAGGAGGUUUGGAGAAAAACCCUAGAGUCUAAAGGUUUUGGGUUGAGAAGGAACAAAAUGAAGUACUUGGAAUAUAAGUUUAGUGACUCGAGGCAUGAGGAGGGCGUGGUAGUGAAGUUGGAUUCUCGGUCGGUUUACAAGAGCGAUACUUUUAAUUAUCUCGGGUGUACGAUUCAGGGGAAUAGAGAGAUAGAUGAGGAUUUCACUCACCGUAUUAGGGCUGGUUAG